ACUUCCCCGUCUCUGCACAACGCGCGCUGUCCACCUCAAUUCCGGGAAGAUGAGAAAUCUACGGCCAACCGUCUGCGUUUUGCUCUGUUUGAGCAUAGUAUUUUUCCCUCGGUCGGAAGCUAGUCGACUGAAAGGGAAACACACGUACCCGAUAGCAGAAGACCAGGCAGAAGCGUCGGAGGCUUCGGAUGAGGGUCUCGUAGCCGACAAAGACAGAGCCGCGGCACAACCGUACUCUGUGGAGUCAAUGGAUGGUGUUCAAAACACAUAUUCGCAUGGUUUAGACGACCACCAUAUAGAGCCUGUUUCGGGGGACGACGAUAUGCUGUUGGCACCAGAGUCACUGCCCGAGGGCAUGGGUGCCGAGGUCGAGAAGAUCGAACAGGUUAAAGCCGAUGAAGAAGCCGAAACACCCGCACCUAAUGAACGAACAGCAGAAUAUAACGCAACAGACGAGGAAAAAGCUGCUGCGGUGGAGACAGUUGCACUGUCAGGCCCAGACGAAGCUGCGCCUGAAGCUGCAGCGCCUGACGCUGCGUCCCCCUCAGCGGGAAAUGGAGUGAAUAUUGUCAACAACAACUGCUGCGGGUCCUUCAGACAACUCAGCCAUAGCAACGGGAAGAUAGGACUGCAUUUACAGGCGAAAGGGCGAUUUGCUCAGGAAGACGGUGACGACGCUGAAGACGAAGCCGAGGGCAGCGAAGAUGAAGAGGAGGAGAGGGAAGCCGAUAUUGACGAUGCAGAAGAGGAGUACCUAGAGAGAAAACAGGAGGUUGCGGAGAACAAUCCAAGGGAAAUGAAAAAGCCUCUAUCUCCCGAGGAGGGUAGAAAGAUGCUGAUGACUUAUGUAGAGUCGUUAGAAAGUGUGGUGAACUCCAUAGUGAGCACCCACUCCGGCGUUCGAGAUAUGCUAGGUACGGAGAGCCGAAAGGAGAAGUAGACUGGUGAUGCUGUCGCCGCUUCCGUGUUGGAGAGUAACCUCGACUCAGGGGUGUGCGUGCGGAUAACGUGACGCUGCCGCAAGCCACGCUUCGAUUUGGAGCGGAUGUUGUGACUUCUUUUUUCCUCGCACUGGAGAGCCAUGUCCUUGACUGAAUGCUACACUGUGCUUCGGCAUCCGUUGACGUACUCAUUGACUAUG
Toxoplasma gondii ME49 is the source of this 1141-nucleotide messenger RNA. RefSeq lists its product as hypothetical. NCBI's taxonomy places the organism in Eukaryota, Apicomplexa, Conoidasida, Eucoccidiorida, Sarcocystidae. The transcript has 12 exons. Bases 50 to 940 code for a protein of 296 amino acids. The record is from RefSeq and is a predicted model, not a curated record.